Messenger RNA from Pipistrellus nathusii (Nathusius's pipistrelle), 375 nucleotides. NCBI's taxonomy places the organism in Eukaryota, Metazoa, Chordata, Mammalia, Chiroptera, Vespertilionidae. The record is from the annotation of a GenBank genome assembly.
AUGGGGAAGGCGGCCGGCGAGGAGGCUUUCUUCCAGAGGGGCAGUCUGUUCUGGUUCACGGUCAUCACCCUCUCCUUCGGCUAUUACACGUGGGUUGUCUUCUGGCCUCAGAGUAUUCCUUAUCAGAGCCUCGGGCCCCUGGGCCCCUUCACUCAGUACUUGGUGGACCAUCAUCACGCCCUUCUGCGUAAUGGGUACUGGCUUGCCUGGCUGAUUCACGUGGGAGAGUCCUUGUAUGCCAUGGUAUUGUGCAAGUCUAAAGGCAUCACGAAUGGUCGGGCUCAGCUACUGUGGUUCCUGCAGACGUUCCUCUUUGGGAUAGCCUCCCUCUCCAUCCUGAUUGCUUACCGACCAAAACACCAAAAGCACACUUAA